Molecule: messenger RNA, 1611 nt
Organism: Vitrella brassicaformis
Lineage: Eukaryota; Vitrellaceae
Source: the annotation of a GenBank genome assembly
CUUCACACAUAUCAGCAUCCCCACGCUGUCACGCACGCCUCUAUGUAAGGAAUGCAGAGACACCAACACCAACACGUGCAUGAAGUUGCGGCUGGCAUGGGUAGCACGCAGCACAGGGAAGCUACACACGCAGACACGUACAGACAGACAGACAGACAGACAGACGGACAGACUCAUAAAAAAAACGAUAGGUAACAGAAAUGCGCACGUACGACUCCUCCCUCCACGGAUAUCCACAUAUCAACAAGGCAUGUACCUAUCUACACGCAUCGCAGAGCACCACAGCAAGAGACCACCUCAAACAAGACAGACACCAGCACACAUAUGGAUCAAGCACAUAUAUUAUUCACGGGCCGCCUUCCUUUUGGUCACUUCCUCUUGCGAAUCAUCUGCUCGGCGCCCCAAUCGAGGCCCUCAAACAGCCCAUCACCGGUGCGGGCACACGCAGCCUGCAUGGCAUUCAUCCACACACAGCAGCCGAGCCAUCAGUGACAUGCGCACGUGUCUCGCCGUGUUUGCUCUGCCUCUCCGCAUGUGGUGCGUGUGCGCGGUAUGUGUACCUGGAUGAACCAGGGGCGUCUGGUGAUGGUGUUGAGUGCCAGGCGGUCGGCCAGCUGGGCGGCAGACAGGGCGCCAGGCAAGUCCUGCUUGUUGGCGUACACCAGCAGAGCCGCGUCGGCCAACUCCUGCACAACAAGCCAGGCCAGACAAGGUGGCAACGAACAAGACGUGCCAGCUGUGGGAUCAGCGGCUGGCUCACCGGCUCCCUGAGGGUGCUGUGGAGCUCCUCGGCUGACUCGUCCAGACGCUCCGCUGCAUAAGGAACGACAACAAAGAGAAUGAUGCUUGCCUCAAAGUCGGCUGGAAUGUGUGUGUGGGGGAUUUCUGUGUGGGGAUUGCUUCGUACCGUCAGAGCUGUCGACCACCCAGAUGAUCAGAUCGAUGUUGGGGUAGUAAUAACGCCACAGCUGAAAAAUGAGCACACACACACGGACGGGCGCCAACUCGGGCUGCUAGGUGUCUCCGCCCCUUCCGCCCUCCUGUCUUCCCUUCCCGUAGGCACCUGUCGUAUCUUGUGCUGUCCGCCGAUAUCCCACACAGUGAAGUUGAGGUUGCGAUAUUCCACCGUCUCGACAUUGAACCCGAUCGUGGGCACAGUAGUGACCACUUCGCCGAGGCGGAUUUUAUACAGCAGCGUCGUCUUCCCAGCGGCAUCGAGGCCUACCAUGACGGCACGGCAGGGCUUCUGGCUGCUCACCAAGGACAACAGCUGAAUGGACACAUACACACACACACACACAUACGCCGGCAGGCAGAAGAUAUCAAAACAUAUGAGAGGUGGGGGAUGGUACUUCGGAAACGAAGAGACCCAUGGUUGACGGCUGAGGAAGACGGAACAGGUACCUCGGGCAAGAAGCGGGGGAACAGGCACCGAGGGACAGAGUCUAUCCGCAAGUAUAGCACCCCAGAUGCCAACAGAUGAUCAGCCACAGGGCGAUUGAAGCGGAGAACAGGACAAACACGAAAGGUGUGGGGCAGCUGCCGAUGCGUAGACAGUCUGAGCUCCAUCUCCGUCAAAUUGCGUGGCUCCUACACUUUCUGACGUCACGC